Molecule: messenger RNA, 4562 nt
Organism: Leptopilina boulardi
Lineage: Eukaryota; Metazoa; Arthropoda; Insecta; Hymenoptera; Figitidae
Product: PR domain zinc finger protein 10-like
Exons: 12
Coding region: 345-3563 (1072 amino acids)
Biological process (GO): regulation of transcription by RNA polymerase II
Cellular component (GO): nucleus
Molecular function (GO): RNA polymerase II transcription regulatory region sequence-specific DNA binding; protein binding; DNA-binding transcription factor activity, RNA polymerase II-specific
Source: RefSeq, a predicted model, not a curated record
UAUGUGUCGCUUUUAGUUAUCAGCAGUUUUCAGCAGCUGACGAGAAACGUAUUUAUUUAUCAAUACACUCAAGUAUAAUUACUCAAAAUAUUGUAAUUAUCCAAGUGAAAUGCAAACCAGAACCUUGUCAAUUAUUGACUUUUUCCUUGUGAGUGUAUUUUCUCAUAGAAAAGACAUUUUCCUGCAACAACAAUAAAUUAAUAUUGUUUUUGUCUUCGUUUUCUUUUUUUGUUUUUGGUGUGUGUGUGUGUUACUUUUACAAUCCAAUGACAGGAUUUUGUGUAUAUCGUAAAUGAAGAAAUGAGAAGUGAUUCAAUAAAGUUUGUGAAAAAGUAAAGAAGACAAUGGACCCGAGGGCCCCUCCAGAAGGGGCCCCUGGUGAUACUCUGGAGAUGGCUGGCAUCGACAAAAUAUCCGAUGAAACUUGGUCCUCUGACAAUAAUGUACCAUCGCCUCUCUGUGAGCAACGCAAGAAAAUGAACAACAAAUUACUAUUUUUAACGGUCGAGUAUGUGGAGGAUCAAACGCGUGAUUAUGCUCGUAUGUUUUCGGUAUAUGAACCUGUUUCCUAUUCACCAAGAGCAUCAUCGCCACUUUCUGAAUUUGAACAUCGUGUUAGUCCUCAUGAUCCAAAUAUGAGUUCAGCAGCAAGAUAUUCACCAACUCCCGUUCAAUUACCACCAUCGCCAUUUCAAAAUUCCGUUGUUGUUCUUCAAAAUUCAUCAACAUCAUUAAAUUCCUCAUCAGAAACGAAUAAUACAACAAAUAUAAAUUUUGUCGCCGAAUUAACUGACCAAAAUACUUCGCCAAACAUUCCACAAAAUGACAACACAACAGAUUUCGUUGAGUCAAACAAUGAAGAGGGCCUCGUUCCUGGAAAUGAAUUAAUCCUCAUGCAGGGUACAAAUUCUGAAUUGGAACCAUCGGCACCACCAUUAAUGUUAACGGGUUCAGAUUUUGCGCUAACUCGUGAUUUUCUUGUAAUGCACGAUGAUCAAAUAAGUGUUAUGAAUUCAUUUAAAAGUGAAAAUUUGGAAAUUAGCGAAACCUACAUUCCAAGUCCAAUGCAAAAUCUCAAUACAAGCGAGGAAAUUGAUUUAUGUUCAACAGUUGAGCCGGAAAAAAUUUUAAAUACAAUGAAAAUUGUUGACAAUCUUUUAGAAACAAAGAAUGAGGAGACAUCAAAAAAAAUUGUUCGUAGAUCUAAACGACAGAUUAAUGAUAAAAAGACUUAUUGGUGUACAGAGUGUGAUAGUAUUUGUGCCGAUGAAGACGGUUGUAUGUCACAUAAUGUUCAGACAAUUGCAGAUCAACCAGUUCCUUCGCGUGCAAUAGCAACACUUCCCAGUUCUUAUUUGUCGAUUAAUAAAUUAAAUUCCAACGAUUCAUUGGAACAGAAUUAUGGUGUUUUUGCGAAGAAAAUUAUUCGUAAACGAACACAAUUUGGUCCAAUUGAAGGAAUUUUGUGUGCCUAUGAUGGCACUUUGUUUUCAAAUGUUUUACCAUUAUUGUUCGAGAAUGAAGACGGUGAUUUCUUCAAAGUUGAUGUAUCAAAUGAAAACACUUCAAAUUGGAUGCGUUUUGUUCGUCCAGCUUUAACUUAUAAAGAUCAGAAUUUAAUGAUUUGUCAGCAGAAUGAAGGUAUUAUUUUUCUCACCACAAGGGAUAUUUUACCAAAAGAGGAAUUAAGAGCCGGUCCUAAUCCGGAAUAUGCAAAAAAGCGUAAUUUAAAAAUUUUGGAAGCUGAUACAGAAAAUGCAAAUGACACAAAUGGCGAUUCAUGGCCCUGUUUCGAGUGUAAUCGUCAAUUUCCAACGUCGGGAACGUUACAAAGUCACUUGAAUGUUCAUGACAGUCCUCGUAAUGAAUCAAAAGCAAGAAGCAAACGCAGGAAGCUUCAUAUCGCUUCCAAUAAACUCUUCAAAGUUGUUAACGAUCAAAAAAUUCUCUACACAUGUCCACAUUGUUCGAAAGUAUUUUCACGAAGUUACAGUUUAAAACGUCAUUUAUUAAUACAUCCAAAUAAUAAAACAACAUCAUCAUGUUAUGAAUGUUCAAAGUGUGGUGAAAAUUUCUUAUAUUCAAAUAAUCUUUGUCGUCAUAUGAAAAUAUGUCAAAAUGAAAAUGAAAAAAAUAAGGAGAAGGGAAAGGAAAAUUCUGGUCAAAAUUCUGAAUGGAAAUGUACAAUUUGUAAUUUGACAUUCUAUAAAGAAUCGUUGUUUGAUCUACAUAAAAUUGGACACAAUGAUAAUAUUUUAGAGAAUGGAUGUAAAUUUAUCGUUUGUCCUGAAUGUGGAGUAAAAUUUGAAAAACAAAACGAGCUUAUUAAACAUGUAUCACAACAUGGUAAAAUGCCAAUGAAAAAAAUUACAAACACCACUAAUAAUACAUCGGCUGCCUAUAAAUGCUCAAUGUGCUAUAAACGUUUUGCCACUAAAGUUCGACUUCAACAACAUUGUUUGGUUCACGGUGCUGAGGAUCAAAAACCACUGCCAUGUAAUAUUUGCUUUAAACGUUUUAUGAAUAAUUCGGCACUCUCUUGUCAUCUCAAAACACACAGAAAAGAGAAACAAAUGUUCGAAUGUCCAAUGUGCAAAGUAUUAUUCGAUCAAAUUUUAAUGCUUAAAGAUCAUGUUGAAACGCACAGAAAUCAGGACGAUACAUUUACUUGCCCUCACUGCCAGCGAAAUUUUACUAAAUAUUCAGUUAUUCGAAAACACAUUAGAGCUCAUCAUUGUGAACGUAAACAUAAAUGUACAUUUUGUGUAAAACGUUUUCCCACUGUUGAUAAAUUACGAAUGCAUUUAUUACGACAUUCAGAUCACAGAGAAUUUCAAUGUGCUAUCUGUGGAAAACGAUUCAAAAGAAAGGACAAAUUAAAGGAACACGUGACGAGAAUGCACAAUUCUCAACGACCAAAUAAAGAAGCAACGUCGCCAAUAAAUCAAGUUAAAAAAUUUGUGCCAAAAGUUAAUCCAACUGAAUACGAUCGUUUUGUAUACAAAUGUCAUCAAUGUUUAGUUGGUUUCAAAAGACGAGGUAUGCUCGUUAAUCAUUUGGCGAAAAGACAUCCAGAUGUUCCGCCAGAAUCUGUACCUGAACUUAAUUUACCAAUUUUAAGACAGACGAGAGAUUAUUAUUGUCAAUAUUGCGAAAAGGUUUACAAGAGCAGUAGCAAACGAAAAGCACAUAUUAUGAAAAAUCAUCCUGGUGCUGCAUUACCACCGAGUAAUCGUCAUAAGGAAACAGACAUUCCUGGCUUGCCGAAUUCUACUUUUAGUCAAACUGUCGGAAGUGUUACGACAACACCACAAGGUUGUCAAUGGUGUCAUAAACAAUAUGCUAGUAAAGCAAAAUUAUUGCAACAUCAACGCAAAAAGCAUUCAUCAUUAAUGGAGCCAGCGGAUCAGGUUCCACGACCGCGAAAUCGACCUACUCAUAAUUCAAAUGAUGAAUUGGUAUUGGGUAAUAUUAACUUUGUAAUGACAAACAAUGUGAAUUUGAUAAAUGAUGAAUUCGACUCGGUUAGUCAACAAUUUGUUCGUAUGCGUGAUAUACGUUGAAGAGACACUCGAUUCACAUUUGUAAAAUGUGGGUUUUCUUUCAAAAAAAAAAACAAACAAACAAACAAAAAUUUCUCGAGAUAUGAAUCUCUUGGCUUUGUGCACAGCACUAAAUACAAAAAAAAAAAUAACGGCUGUGCUUUUCACUGCUGCCGUUUAAAUACCAAAUUAAAAUCGAGACGGAGAAAUCAAAAAAAAAAAGUUUCCGUCCCGUGGGUAUUUGUGGUACGCAGUUUGUUGGCGUCGACGCGAAACGUUGUCGCUCACCCUGGAAUUAUUUUUUCGGGUGUCGUCGUGUCUAUUUCAUCAUCUUGAUCGGUUAAAAGAAAAAGUCCACAAAAAAAAAAGUCGAUCCGGUGAGUAGUGCAAAUUUUUUGUCGAAAGUGGAGCUCUCUCUUACUCUCUUUCUAUACAUAUAAUAAAUAUAAAUAUAAAUCUCUCUCAAAGAUGUGCACGGAUUCUUGAAUUUGUGAAAAAAAAAAAAAUUAACGAAUAGAAGAGUCCACGUGAAAUUAUUUCACAAAAUAGAAUUUUUGAGCAGCGUCAUUUUUUUCUCUGUGAUUUCAAAAUAAAUGAAUUCGACGCUCAAAAAGAAAAAGAAAAAAUGGUUUGUUAGAUUUCAGCUUAAAAAAUUGUGAAUUCCUGCCUACAUUUCGAUGUCAGUUUGUAGCAAUACUUCUGUCCAUUUGGAAGUUAAAAAAAAAAAAUAGUAGAAAGUGGAUUUCAAUAGAAUCGGUUCGAAAAAUAAAAGAAAAAGUCGAAAAAUCAAUAAAUGGGUCAAUUUUAAAAGAGAAAGUAAUGUUCUAAUAAACAUUUGUGUGCGAAUUUUUGCCGAAAUAAGGAUAUUUUAUUUUACACGUAGUAAUUACAAUAUCCGUUACAUUAUCUCUCUCAUGUGCAAGAAAAAUGUUUUUUGCUAUUCCGUGCCGAGGGCAAACGGACGAAAAAAAAAAAAAAAUAUUGUAACAAUCGCAUGGAAUAAAAUUACUUUACGAUGUG